GCGCUUUGCGUCUCGAAGUUGGUUGGUUGCAUUUGUUUUUUAUUCGCGUUCUAUUUUUGUGUGUGACGGUUCCGUUCCGUGCCGUCCGGCGGAAAAGGUUUAUAAUUUACAGAUUUUAAUGAUUCUCGAUUAGAUUAACGAAUUAAUUGCGAAAUACCUCCCGAUUGCGAUAUAUCUUCAAGAUGCAGAACGGAGACGAUAAUCCAGCGGCGGCGGACGCACCCAAGCCUGUCCCAGAAGAGAUCACCAAGCAAUCCUUCCGUCUUAAAGUAUGGCGGCACUUGGAGAGCAACGGCUUAGCCAUGUUCCCCCGGCCUGUCUACAACCGCAUACCCAACUUCAAGGGCGCGCUCGAGGCCGCCACGAAGCUGGCAGAGCUGGACAUCUUCAAGAACGCCACCACUGUCAAGGUCAACCCUGACAAGCCGCAGGAACCCGUCAGAGUCCUGUGCUUGGAACAGAAGAAAACCCUGUACGUGCCGGUUCCCCGCCUGCAGACUGGGUUCCUCAACCGCUUAGAGCUGCCGGAAGGCGAGACCGGCCCGGCGGCCUUCAAGAAGGCCGUGUCGCGUAAUGGCAUGGAGACUUACGGCAAGAGUAUUGGCAUUGAAGACUCCGUCUCCCUGGACCUGGUGGUGAUGGGUUCCGUGGCCGUUUCCAAGGAGGGGUACCGCAUCGGCAAGGGGCGCGGCUACGGCGACCUGGAGUUCGGCUUGAUCAUGCACAUGAAGGCCGUCAAGCCCAACACCAUUGUAGUCACCACCGUGCACGAUUGUCAGGUGUUUGACACCUUACCAGCCGAGUUGUUUGGCCCUCACGACGUUCCCAUUGACGUCAUCGUCACACCAACUCAGGUGAUCGAAACACAGAGGAUGAGCCAGCGGCCGCCUGGCAUCAUCUGGCACCUGCUCUCCAACCGCCGCGUCGAGCUCAUGCCAGUACUGGGACAGUUGCGAGAGAUCGAAAUGCUAGCGGGUCGCGCGUGCACGCUGGCGGAGGUGGACACGGAUGUGGAGGAACGCGCGGCGCAGCGCGUGCGCAAGGUGCGGCGCCGCACCAGGUCGCACAAGAGCCAGAGCGAAGGCGAGGGCAACACGACGGAGGGCGAGGAAGGCAAGAGCGCCAAGCCGCGCCGCGGGCCGCGCCGCAACAGCGGCAAGGCCAAGCCAGACAAGGACGACCACAAGCCGCGCCGCACGCGCAAGCAGAGACCCGUCAUCGACUUCUCCGUCAAGAUUUCGAACAUUAGCCCGAACACGCGGGUGCGCGACUUGAAGCAAGCUCUCUCCGAGCGCGGGGUCAAACCUCAAAUAAUGGUUUGGAAGGGUUUCCGUGGAUACUGCUACCUACACUUUUUCAAGCCUGGACCACAAAAGGGGGAGGGCGACAGCGCGGCCACGGUGAACAUGGACAGCGUGAUAUCCGCGCUGGCGGAGAUGUCUGUCGGCGGCAGCGGCGGCGAGUCGCCCAACCGCGACGACAAGCCGCGCCUGCUCGCCGUGGAGCCCGCGCCGCCGCGCGAGCCCCGCGUGCCGAGGGACCAGGCCGCGCAGGACGCGCCCGCCGCGCCAGCCGCAGCCGCGCUAGCGCCGGCAGCGGCAACCGCAGAGCCGCGCCUGCUCGCCGUGGAGCCCGCGCCGCCGCGCGAGCCCCGCGUGCCGAGGGACCAGGCCGCGCAGGACGCGCCCGCCGCGCCAGCAGCAGCCGCGCUAGCGCCGGCAGCGGCAACCGCAGAGCCGCGCCUGCUCGCCGUGGAGCCCGCGCCGCCGCGCGAGCCCCGCGUGCCGAGGGACCAGGCCGCGCAGGACGCGCCCGCCGCGCCAGCAGCAGCCGCGCUAGCGCCGGCAGCGGCAACCGCAGAGAAACAGAGCAUCGGACGACCCAACCACCCGAGUUGCCCAACCGCCGUGGACGCAUCCGCUACGCCAGCCGUAGAGAAACAACAGAGCAUCGGACGACCCAACCAUCCGAGUUGCCCAACCACCGUGGACGCAUCAGCUCCGCCAGCCAUAGAAGUAACUAGUCAAUCAUGUGUUUAA
Cydia amplana is the source of this 2039-nucleotide messenger RNA. It is a transcript of the gene lost, whose product is annotated as methenyltetrahydrofolate synthase domain-containing protein. The coding region runs from base 183 to 2039 and encodes 618 amino acids. The record is from RefSeq and is a predicted model, not a curated record. Lineage: Eukaryota; Metazoa; Arthropoda; Insecta; Lepidoptera; Tortricidae. Gene Ontology annotation, cellular component: cytoplasm. The transcript is spliced from 15 exons.